Sitophilus oryzae (rice weevil) is the source of this 6276-nucleotide messenger RNA. RefSeq lists its product as uncharacterized. Lineage: Eukaryota; Metazoa; Arthropoda; Insecta; Coleoptera; Curculionidae. Bases 606 to 5537 code for a protein of 1643 amino acids. The transcript is spliced from 23 exons. Gene Ontology annotation, cellular component: SWI/SNF complex. Gene Ontology annotation, biological process: positive regulation of DNA-templated transcription. The record is from RefSeq and is a predicted model, not a curated record.
CAAAAUAUGUUCAAUUGUAAAAUGAACAAAUUAUGGGAAUAUCAAAAUAGGGGAAUUUUCAAGGUGAUGGAUCGGUCCAUUUUUAGGUCAGGGUGGGGGAAUGCUUUGAUUGCCGAUCGUAAGAACAAGGGACUAGAAAAAAGGAGCAUCGUAAAAUGUAAAAGAUGGCGGCGCAAUGAUAUCUUGUUGCAAAUUUGCAAAUCUUGUUUAUAAACAAACGUGGUGACUUAUUGAUCUUUUUUAUACGUGCAUUUUUUUCCUAGAAGGUGUAAACAGUGAUUGGAUAUGCCAAAUUGAAUAUAGUUUUUAGUUUGUUCAUUAAAAGUGUUUUUCUUGGUUCUCGGUAGUGUGUUUUCACAAAAAUCUACACCAAAAUGGCUUUUUUACCGUUCAUAAAAUAAUGUUUCCAACUUUCUUAAGAGUCUUUCAUUUAAACAACGAAAAAAUGGCUUUAUUCGAGUUUGGUUAGUGAUUAUUUCACAAGAAACUUCAGAACAAUGCGAAAAGUGAACAGAAGAUAGUAUUACAUUCCAGGUGUAUAUAUUUAUAAAAUGUACUUAAUAUAGGUGAUAUAACACUUUGAGACUGUUCAAGUGAAGUGAAAAAUGUCUCAAAUCCCCAAUAAAUCUCUACAGAAGAUGUGUAAAUCUCCAAAAAAUUCAAAUUUUCAAAUUAAACAGGAGAAGAUGGAAUAUGAAAAUAUGAGUACUAACUGUACAGUUGUUGGUUCCAAUAAUUUAAACUUGGUCAAGAAGCCUCAGUUAAUGACCAGCAUGUCACCAGCUUAUUCAAAUCCUAGUCCAAAUUAUCCUCAUUCACCAUAUUCAUCACCAGCAAAUAUGAAAUCUCCCUCACCGAAUCUAAAACCACCUACUCCUCAACCAAAUUUUCCCGUGAUGCAAAUCAUUCAUAAUAAUUUAAUUACACGACCAAUACAGACUUCGCAAGCUCAGAACAUCAUUAAAUUGAAACCUCAUUUAAAUAUUUUACCAAAACCAAGUGCAAGCCCCCAGGCUUCGCCUAAACCGAGUGUUAGCCCGCAAAUUGUAAUACCCGCUUCAAAUCAUCAAACAAAUGCUGCCACAGCAACACUUAUGCCAACAGCUCAACCACUUCUCCUUAAUCAAAUGCCCAUGUUAACAACUCCUGGAGUACAAUUUAUUUUACGGCCACAAACAGCCACUCCUAUGACAGCAACUGGACCAAAAAUUCAGACUGCUACCCAGGGACCUCAGGGUUUAAUUCUUCAACCUGCGGGAACAACACAGCAGUUAUUACAGUUAGGUGCUCCAGCGAGAUCACAACCAAUGGUCAGAGUUUUAACGAACGGUGUCCAGUUGGCUCCUUCAUCUACAACCUAUGUUACUACUCAGAUGACUAAUCAGCCUAUUAAUGCUACUCAAAUACAACAGACCCUUGUUAAUAACACGCAACAACAGCAACAGAUACAAGUUCAACAGCAGAUACAGCACAUGUCAAUUAAAAAGAAACCAAAAGUGAAGGUUAAGAAAAAACUGGAUUUGGCAAAUAUUAUGAAGUUAUCAGGUAUCGGUGAUGAAGAUGAUAUUCAGUUUGAAAGUGAUACAUCUCUGAGUGAAAGUGAGCAUAAUUCAGUACCUACAAUUCCACAGGGACAUCCUGUACAAACCAGCGGUUUACAAGCACAAGCCAGUUUUCUACAUAGCGAUGCUAAAAAGAAUAUUCAAAAUAUUCAGAUCUCAGCCAUGGCACAACCUGCACUUAACGCUGCAGCGCCAGUUGUUCAGGUACUGAAUCAAAAUUUUCAAAGUGGAAUGAUCUCAAAUAGUACAUCCCAGGCGAGCACUGCUCAAGCUGGUAUUCCGUUCAAUUCGUUUAUAGCACCAAAUUUUACUAUUAAUAAUGGCUUGAUGUUACAAAGAAGUGGAGGGUUUAAACUUACAGUAGGCGAAGAUGGACGUUUAGUACUUCAACAUGACCCUACUCCAAAUCAAGACCUUCAAAGUCAAUUAAUAUUACAAAGCAUACUUGGAUUAAAUGGUGGUCUUGUUUUACAACCUUCCAUGGAUCAGCAAACAGUCCAACAAACUGUGCAAACUAUUCAACAACAGUCGGUACAGACUAUACAGCAACAAACUGUGCAGUCACAAACAAUACAGACAGUUCAACAACAAACUGUGCAACCUCAAGUACAACACUCAAUUCAAUCGUUGCAACCUCAAAUACAACAACAGACUGUUCAACAAACAAUACAACAUCAGACAGUUAAUGCUUUGCAACAGCCAAUGCAGAUAGUACAACCCCAACCUAUACAUAGUAUACAUUCUCAGGUACAGCCGACAGUUCAUAGUAUAUCUCAAUCUCAGGUUCACAAUCUUCAAUCACAGAUUCAAAGUCUUUUACAGCAGCAAAAUGUGGCAGUACAGGCACAAGCUGUGCAUCAAAAUGUACCCCAAAAUGUUCAUUCACAGACUAUUCAGAGUGUUCAGAAUUUAACGCAAAAUGUUCAGAAUUUGGCCCAAAAUUCUGUUCAAAAUGUAGUUACGCAAAGUAUGCAGAACCAUGCGCAAAGUUCAAUGCAGAAUAUGGUCGCUCAAAAUGUACAAAAUUUGACACAAAGUGCAGUACAAAAUGUUGUGGCUCAGAACUUAGGUUCUCAGAAUGUUGUUGCUCAGAAUAUGUCACAUAAUACAUCAGUGCAAAAUGUUGUAGCACAAAAUCUGACUCAGGCGGUGCAUAGUAUUCCAAAUUUACAAACUGUCCAAGCUCAACCAGUGCAGUCUCCUAUACAUACUGUUCAAGGAUUUCAGCAGGCUCAUACCCAAACACAGCCAAUACUUAAAGUCCAGCCAUUCCAAAAGAGUCAACCGCCCGUUCAGACAGUUCAGCCAAUCCAGCAUCAAUCUCAACAACACAAUUUACAAGAAAAUAAUAAUCAGCAAAAUAAUCCUACAUCAUAUGUUGUUAAUUUAACACCUGAUCAGUUGGAACAGCUUAAAAGGAACGGACAGUUAACUGUUAACGGUCAAACCAUAUUUAUGCAAAGGCCUAAUAAAGACCAAAGUGAGAAAAAGCCGAGUCCUAAAACCAAAACAAUAAAAAAGGUGGCAGAGACGCAUAAGAUCCAAAGCGCGAAAUCCCUCUUGCAAGAUAAUUCUCCUGAAGCAAAUGAUAGAAAAGUGUCAAAUAUAAUUCAUGGAGAAAUGAAAUCUCCUCUGUCUCAAAACGUGAAACCAUUGUGUAGUGCCGUGGGUAAUCAUUCUGUAAAGAAUAUUUUGCCCCAUAAUCAUGUGCAACCUAUGCAGAAUAAAUCUCUUCAGCCGCAAGCUAUGGUUCAACCGUCUAUUCAGACACAAAUUAAACAUGAGAAACAAAAAAGUCCAAUAUCUGCACCCAAGCAACAAAAAGUUAGUCCUAUAAUUCAGUCAGUUCAAGAUUCAAAUGGUGCAAAUACUAGUCAUGAUGUUGAUAAGUUGUUAGGUCAAAUAUUGGAAGAAUCUAAUCCCCAAAUCUGUGUCUCUGGUAAUAAUUUACUAGACAGGCAGCCACAACAAAGAAUAACAACAAUUCAGCUUACACCACAGAAACAACAACAUUUGAAAACCAUACAAUUACAGAUAAAAUCUUUGUCGGCUAGGGCACAACCAGGCGAUACAGAGGUUCACAAUGCUCUAAAAGCUCUAUUUGCUGAACAACAAAAAAUUUUAGCCUCUGGAAAAUUGUUGCCUCCUGACAAAGUUUAUUAUCAUAAUAAUCAAUUAACGAUUGUAAAUCCGUCCAGUUUAAAUCUGCCGUCGCCCGGCUCUGUUAAAAGCGAACCGGCUAGUCCUGGUUUAAUUAAUAACCAAAAUCCUAGCCGCGCCACAAGCGUUGAAACAUCUAGCUCACAACAGCCUAGUACAACGCAAGCGCAUUCUACACCUCGUGUAUCUGUGUCGGUUUCAACUUCUACAGGUGAUUUGGCUGCUCAUUCAACAAUACAUCAUGCAGUACAUCACCCGUCAACGCAAAACAUUCAUCAGCCACGUAUGCCAAAUAGCAGCCAUCAAAAUGCAUCAAGUCACACCAAUCAUAUUAUUAGUCAAAGGUUGAAUUCUAUUGGCCAGAUAUCUCAGUUACCGCCAAUUUAUCCAAAGCAAACUCAGCUGCAAACUUCACAACUUCACUCUCCCCAGUUACUCUCACCCCAACUGCAUUCUCCAAAACUACAUUCUCCUCAAAUUACUUCUACUCAGUUACCUUCACUGCAUUCGCCUCAGCAUUCAGCAGUAAUACAAACACCUCAAAAUUUACAUCCAGUUGUUGGCGUUCAACAUCACUCAUUGCAUACAUCUCAAAAUCAAAACCUAAGUACAGCAAACAAAAAUAAACAGCGUAGUUCUAGUCCACAACAAAUUAAACCCUUACAACAUAAUUUUGUUCAGCCACAAGUUUUUCAACAAAACGUUCAACAGAUACAGCAAAACAAUAUAAAUCAGCAGCAAAGUAUUCCAGAGCAUCCAAAUGAGAAUAAUAAUACUCAGCAGGCUUACAAACUUCACAGAUCACAAGUUCAUCAAAUUACACAAUUGCCAUUAACGAAGAAGGCGCAUCUGAUUGAGACACAACUUAAUUUGGAUCAAAAUGGUGCUGCAAAACCAGAUGUACACACGCCAUUUCGAGAUAAAAAGGACGCGUGUGUGAGACUUAUUCGUUACCAUUGCAUGGACCAGUCUGUCCUAUCGCAAAAAGAUCUCGACAAGGCCGACGAAAUAUUUGAGAUUACAGCAAGGCAUUUUAUUGGAAAAUUUGAUAAAAUGGUUGACAAGUAUAAAUACCUUUUAUUGAAAGAAAGUAUGCGACAAGUACAAACUUCAGAACUUAUGAUGUUGGAUAGAAUGUUUCUCUCUGAUGAACAACAGUCUUUAAUUAAACUUCGUCAAGACUAUGAAACAGAAUUAUUAAAUAUUGCUGCUGAGUCACUUCAGUCUCAUCAAAAUGUUCAUGCAGGUUCAUCUAAUGCUGAUCAAAAUUUACAGGGAAGUCAUUCUGAUUCCGCAGGCGAGGAAGAAUAUGAUGAAUGGGCUUGUAUUCAAAGAGAAUUAGGCUGUUUACCAGACAAGAGUCAACAUUUGGAUUCGCAAAAUAGUCACUGUCAUAACAAUCGCAAUAUCACUCAACAACAGCAGCAAAUGCCGCACCCCCCGUCUCAAAUCGUCGUGAACCAAAACAGUUUAAAACGGUCGUCUAGUAGUGAUUCUCGUUUGGAGACGUUAAAACGAUUUCGUGUUGAUAAACAUACGAAAAAACACGAUCCCAGUGUAAAUAGUGUACAGUGUAGCAAUAGCAAUACUAACAUAAGUACUUCGACUUCGAUACAGUCCAAGUGCGGUUUUGACGGCACAACCUCCCAAGCAGCUACAUCUUCUUCUGUAAAUAGCAAUCCUAAAGAAGAAGAGUCUGAAAAUAACAGUAUAGACGAGCAAGUGCAGAGUGCGAUAAACAGUAUUUUGAACUUGCAGCAAAGCACAGCACAUUUACAGACUAACGCAUUGGAUUUGGAUAGUAUACUUUCAUGACGGCAUAUAUAGUUGUGGAGUAGUACUAACAUAAUUGUUUGUGUUUUUAAUAAUGGGCCCUCGAGCAGACCAUUCACUACAGCUUUGAGGGUAAAUAGUGGUUGACUAAUUCUUGAUUGUCGAGUUGUAGGUUGUAUUGUCAUUAUGUAACAGGUGGUAUUAUUAUGGCCAGUACAUAUUUUAAAAAUAUAAAACUGGACUAUGUUGGAUGUAUAGUCAGAUUUUAGUUUGCUAUUUUUUAUUUUAACUUUUGGUACAGGGUAUUUACCUAUGUUUCAGCUAAAAACUAUCUCAGUAAAUAUUGGUUUUAGAAAAAAGAGGUUAUAUUAUGUAAGUUUUAGAGUUUUGUCUGAAUCACUACAUUAUAAUUUACAGAAUAACUAAAAAUCGUAAGUAGAUAUUUUAAAACUGAACGGCCUAAUGUAACAAUAUUUUAUUCAAAAUUGUUACAUCAACUAUUAAAGAAAAUAACAAUUUUUGAAAAAGGAAGAAAACUAUCUAUUCAACUGAAGAAUCCAAUAGAUGACACUGUUAAUUAAAAUACAAGUGAAGACUUGAAGUAAAUUAGUCCAAGAUCCCAGAGCACUCAGACAUAACAUUUUCACAAGGAUGAAACCUUAGGCUCUCAGUAGUUCUCUCAUAUGCUUUGAAUACAUGUGAUACAGGCGUGUUUGGGGGGUUUGCCUUGUGCCACCUUAGCAGAUACCAGGUGAGAAAGGUAACUAAAAAUAAGAAUUAC